CACACUGAGCUUUUUCUGGCCCCUCUGUUUCUCCAUCCUGUUCCAUGCACCUGAACUGGGGGUGGUGACUGUGAUGUUCUUUGGUUCCAUGGUUGUCAGGGCCAGUCUGUGGUUGCUGCACCCUGGGGAGCUGCUCAUGCCCUGCUCAAGCAGGGCUGGAGGAAACAGCAAAAAAAUGAUGCUGCCCUUCGGCACCCAUCGAGCGUGGGUCUCCAUGGUCCUGCUCCUGCUUGGUGGUGUCCACUCACUUCUUGCAGCACCGACUGAGCCUGGUUCAGAACAGAGUGCAGAGGCAGCCAGCAAACCUAACAUGACAAUGGAAGGUGUAUUCGUAUCUUUCUUAAGCUUCUUCAGACCAAUGACUUGCCGCCUCAGCAAUCAGCGACUCUUAACUCCUUGUCCUGUAGAAGGCCUGAACAUGUCUGAAUGCUCAAAAAUUCACUGCUGUCCUUUCAGAAUUGGCCGGGAGGAGCAGUGCUACAUGCCAGUGAGAGAUGAUGUGCAGCUGGCCAUUCGAGUGGUUUUGCUUACUGGAGGAGGAUUUUUGAUUUUGGGAUUUCUACCAAUCUGCUGCUGUGCCUUUUUGCAGAGAAGUCCGUGUAUCAAUCCUUUACAAAAGAUAAGCAAAGAAGUACAGAAAAUUGCAUGGGAAAAAAGAGUUGGUGUUAAAAAGAUUCAUGAUGAAGAGAUUCAUCGCCACUUACUGGACUGACUUAAAGAACCAAAAGGACAAAAAAAGAAGGAAGAUCCACCUGAUCCUGAAGAUCAAGCAGAAGACAUCAGGAUUGUUUGGCUAUCUCCUAGAAAAGGACACAUUUUAUUUUAACAUUGAAGUAAUGCAAAGUUGUUAACCCUUGAUAAUACUAUUGAUUUUUCAGUAGAAGUUUUUUUCAUUCUGGUUUCUUGCACUCAUUCCAUACCUCCUGUACAAAAAAAAGAACUGGUAACACUGCAAGGCAAACUGCUCAUGGCAACCCCUGAACAGUAAAGUCAGUGUGUUCUUUUCAUACAGUAGCAUCCCUGUGGAGGGAUAUAAAUACAGCAGUUAUGUGUCCAUCUCAACUUAGGGGUCAGUCUUAGAAACAGAUCAAGGGAGUGUUGUCACUCAUUAAAUUGGUAUUGAGAGGAAGCUUGCUCUGGUUCCAUACUGGAUGUCCCCAUAGCACAGUAGUGCUGAGGAGAACAGCUAAUUCUUUACCAGGCUACAGAGGAUUUGGGAAAUCUGUUGUUGGGCAAUUGCCUUAAAGAUAUGCUCAGCAAAAAUAUAGAGUACUUAAGGAAACUACAAGAGCUUUGUCUCAGAGUUGUUCUCUCCGCUGGGUAUUGCUGCACCACACAACUCUUUUUGAUCUUAGGAUGACCUGUCUCCUGAACUAGGUGAUUACAAAAUGCAAUUUCUUUCCAUUUCUCUGUAGCGUAACAAAAAUAAAAGAAACAAAUGUGUAACACUUUUUGACAGCUGAGUGCAGAGUGAGCACCUAAAAGAAUGUCAGUAGAAGUCAGUAUCACCCAUUAUAACAAUCACUUGUCAUAUUUCUUUGGGGCUGUGCAGUCCAUGCAGCAGAAUUUCCAAGACCUACAACUUGGAAUGGAAUGGCAGGAAUGGAGCUUCGGUCCUAAGCUGGAGAGUAAAUAUUAUGAGUGAUUCUUUGAAACUCUGUACAUUCAGAAUUCCCUGUUUAAAACAUUUUUCUUGAUUUCCUAAGUCCUAAAAAGGGAUCUCUUAAAAUCCAAGUGUAAUGUGGGUGGAAUAUGCAUGCAGGAGAUCUCAUGAAGUUGUUGGAGUGCUUGCUGACAAUCAGAUGUAACUAUAUGCAGGAGAUUAAAGGCUGACAUUGCAACCAUU
Messenger RNA from Taeniopygia guttata (zebra finch), 1846 nucleotides. It is a transcript of the gene FMR1NB, whose product is annotated as FMR1 neighbor. The record is from RefSeq and is a predicted model, not a curated record. NCBI's taxonomy places the organism in Eukaryota, Metazoa, Chordata, Aves, Passeriformes, Estrildidae.